Molecule: messenger RNA, 2327 nt
Organism: Drosophila miranda
Lineage: Eukaryota; Metazoa; Arthropoda; Insecta; Diptera; Drosophilidae
Gene: Hk
Product: voltage-gated potassium channel subunit beta-2
Exons: 10
Coding region: 173-2302 (709 amino acids)
Biological process (GO): regulation of potassium ion transmembrane transport; potassium ion transport
Cellular component (GO): cytoplasm; voltage-gated potassium channel complex
Molecular function (GO): transmembrane transporter binding; potassium channel regulator activity; voltage-gated potassium channel activity
Source: RefSeq, a predicted model, not a curated record
ACGCGACGAGAGGCAAGGCGACGCAGCGACGACUAAUUGGGAUAGUCCCCGUCCCGGCCCGGCCCGACCCGGCCGUGCGCCGUUUUUGUUCGGGUCAGUGUCGUUUGGGUCUUUGCCAGCGUCGUCUGGCCUGCCUGGCCUGGGGAGAACUGAGAACGGAACACGGAGAACCAUGUCGCCGCCGCGCAAGCUGAGCCGCUACCUGAUGGCCGUACGCGGACGUGGCCAGAACCAGGAGACGGAGUACAGCAAAACUGCACAAAGCGACGAGGAGAAGCAGCGCGAUCGACAGCGCAACGAGCGCGAGGCCAAAAAGGAAGAGCAGGACGCCAUCAACUACAAGCGCGACAAGGACCAACGGGAGGCACGCUUGCUGGACUUUGAGAUACGGCGUCAGCAGAAGCGCGAGGAGCAGAACCAGCAGCGCCAGCAGCAGCAGCAGCAGCACCAACACCAGCAGCAGCACCAACACCACCAGCAGCAGAAGGAGCAGCAGCAGAAGGAGCUCAAAGAGCAGUCGUCAUCGUCCUCGUCGCACCACCAUCCGCCCAGCGAAAAGAGUCCACCAACAGCCUCCACAUCCCAGCAGCAGCAGCGCCAGAAAUUGCAACUGAAUCAGCAACAGUCGACGCAGCAGCAGCAGCAGCAGCAGCAACAGCAGCAGCAAGCCACCGCCAGUGGGAGUGGGAGCAGCAACACCCCCGUGACGCCAAAGCUACAGACUCCGCCACCGGAUCGCUGUAUACCGCCGGCAUUCCGUAGCCGAUCCAUCGAGCGAGAGAUCCAUUACGAGCGCAAGCGUUACUCCACUCCGGAAUCGGCAGAGAUCAAGGAGCUUGACAGCACAGCAUCAUCAUCGUCCAUACAGCAGAACUUUGCAGCAGGCGUCAGCGGGGGCGCAGGAGCAGCAGGCAGAAGAGCGUCUGCGUCAACGUCAACGGUAGCCGCAGCGGUAACGGGUCAAACGACGACAUUGGCGGGGCCGCCGGCAACAGCUGCAGCUGCCACAGCUGCCAUCAUUCCCAUCUUGCCGCUCGGCGUUGCCACGCUGCGCGAUGAUUCCACCGAGUCCGAGCAGUCCGUGACGUGCGCACAGAACCAGCUGGAUGCCUACCAUCGCAUCAUGUGCCGGGCUCCAAUCGCGUCACUUGACUGUAUGGAGGAGUUCAGUGGUACGGGCGGUCAUCUUGAUUUCGGCCGCUCGAUAAGUCUCGGCUCGAACCCGGCCUUGCCGCUGCGCCACGGCUCGACACCGACGCCGGGACUGCGGUACAAGAAUCUGGGCAAGAGCGGCCUGAGGAUCUCCAAUGUGGGCCUGGGCACCUGGCCCGUCUUCUCGCCGGGCGUCAGCGACGAGCAGGCGGAGGCCAUCCUCAAGCUGGCCAUCGAGAGCGGCAUCAAUCUGUUUGACAUCUCGGAGGCCCACUCCGAGACGGAGAUCGGUAAGAUACUGCAGCGCGCGGGCUGGAAGCGUACCGCCUAUGUCAUCACCACGAAGGUCUACUGGAGCACCAAGUCCGAGGAGCGGGGCCUCUCGCGCAAACACAUCAUCGAGUGCGUGCGGGCCAGUCUGCAGCGCCUGCAGCUGCAGUACAUCGACAUUGUCAUCAUCCACAAGGCGGAUCCUAUGUGCCCCAUGGAGGUGGUUCGUGCCAUGAGCUAUGUGAUACAGCAGGGUUGGGCUAUGUACUGGGGGACGGCACGAUGGAGCCAGGUGGAGAUCAUGGAGGCCUACACCAACUGCCGGCAGUUCAACUGCAUCACUCCGAUCGUGGAACAGUCCGAGUACCACAUGUUCUGUCGCGAGAAGUGCGAGCUCUAUCUGCCCGAGAUGUACAACAAGAUCGGGGUGGGCCUCAUGGCCUGGGGUCCCUUGUCGAUGGCCCUGAGCGACACCCAGAACGGGGACAAGAUCUUUCUGCCCAAGGGCUCGUUCAAGACGAAGAGUUUCUCUUGGACCGAAGACGAGAUCAAUCGGAAUGCCGCUCUCUCGCCGCAAGGCAGCUGGGGCAAGGACCGUAUCGAGGAGGGGCGUCGCCACUGCGAUCGACUGCGCGACCUGGCCGCCCUGGCCGAGAAGCUGGGCUGCAGUCCCACGCAGCUUUCGAUCGCCUGGUCGCUCAAGCACGAGCCCGUCCAGUGCCUUCUGCUGGGCGCCACCUCUGCCGAGCAGCUGCACCAGUCUCUGCAGUCCCUGCAGCUACUGCCGCGCCUGUCAUCGAGCGUAAUGCUGGAAUUGGAGCGGAUAUUGGAGAAUAAACCGGUAAGGCCGCCAAUGAUAUCGACGCUGGCGCUUCGGUGACAAUCAGCCUGCCCGCAGGGGCCGC